AUGGGCAAUGCAGUUUCUCCCUGCUUUCAGCAAAAAACAAACUCAGUUGUGAAAGUAAUAUUUUCAGAAGGCAGCACCACAAGAUUCCUCAAAGGAAACCACAUCGCUGGAGAGAUCAUGUUCGAGUUCCCUGACCAAAUGGUUUGCCACGCAGACUCUUUCUUCAUCGGCCGCCCGGUUCCUGCCUUAGCCAUCAACGACGAGCUCAUGCUUGGCCAGACCUAUUUCGUUCUUCCGAUUGAUCGUUUCGCAUGCAGCGUCCUGUCAGCCUCGACCCUCGCCGCCCUAGGCUCAUCGUCGAGGCCCAACAAGAAGGCAGCUCCUAUCAAUUUCGGGGAGUGCCCGUUUGAGUACAUAAAGGGUUCAAACGGAAAGGUCUUGAUCAAGGUGGUGCCAGAGUUCAUAGCAAGGCUAAUUGCAAGAAGUCAGAAGGAAAUUGAUGGGUCGUCUGAGGCUGAUAGUUCUGUAAGUACUACUUUUCUUUGUAGCACACCUGAGCUGCAAAAGCACUAUGAACAACUCGUUGUGUCUAAAGAGCAAUUAUGGUCGCCUAAGCUUGAAACCAUUUCUGAGUAUAGGGUUAGGUUUUCACCAUGCAAAUAUAUAGGGCUGGAGUGGAAAGAAAAAGAGCAGGAAGUCAUCUAG
Pyrus x bretschneideri (Chinese white pear) is the source of this 645-nucleotide messenger RNA. RefSeq lists its product as uncharacterized. NCBI's taxonomy places the organism in Eukaryota, Viridiplantae, Streptophyta, Magnoliopsida, Rosales, Rosaceae. The transcript has a single exon. The coding region runs from base 1 to 645 and encodes 214 amino acids. The record is from RefSeq and is a predicted model, not a curated record.